Messenger RNA from Lolium perenne, 2808 nucleotides. The record is from RefSeq and is a predicted model, not a curated record. Lineage: Eukaryota; Viridiplantae; Streptophyta; Magnoliopsida; Poales; Poaceae.
AAGAAGGAAGCAAAUGGCAUGCCAUUUGCUUCCUUCUUCCACCCUUCUCCUCCUCUAUCCCUCCGCCCAAAUUCUUUGCUUUGGGUUCGCUUCGCUACCAGGGAUCUCUUCACUACUGUUACAGCGGCGCGGCCAAUCCCCCCAUCCCUGAUCAAACCAGCCGACCCCCAAGUUUACCCGCCGCCGGAUCGAACCCUAGCCAGCCACCGCCGGUCAUGUCGGCGCCUCCGCCGCCGCCGGACGAGGCCGUGCCCGUGCCCGGCGCCGUCGCGGUCAUCGGCAACGACAAGGUGCUCGCCGCGGCGCAGCACAUCGUCAAGUCCCUCGCCACCUCCAAGAACGCCGCCGACGACAUGAUCCGCAUCCUCUCCGGCUUCGACCACCGCCUCUCCACCAUAACCUCCGACCUCUUCCCCUCGCCCUCCCCUUCCCACUCCCACUCCCACUCCCAAUCCCACUCCCCCUCCCGCUCCCCCUCCGACCCCGACACCGACGCCGACCCGUCCUCCCUGGCCGCCUUCGACGCCGCCGAGCAGCUCAUCCACCUCUGGGACACCACCCCGGAGGCGCUGGUCUUCGAGGCGCCCGAGGACGACGCGGCGCACUACCUCGCGGCCGUGGACGCCGCCGUCGACCACCUCGCGGCCGGCGGGCCCGCCGCCGCCUCGGGCCGCGCGGGCGUCGCCGUGCAGCUCGCCAUGGCGCGGCUCGAGGACGAGCUGCGCCACCUCAUGCUGCGCCACGCGGUGCCGCUCGACGCCAGCGGGCUCUACUGCUCGCUGCGCCGCCUCUCGCUCGAGUCCAUGGACGACCUCGACGCCUCCUCCGAGUUCGACCCGGCCACCCCGCACAGCGCGGGCCCCGACACCGCCCGCAGCGCCAGCAUCAGCGUCAACCCCUUCGACGACCACCUCUUCGACCUCGUCCGCCCCGACGCCGUCGACGAGCUGCGCGCCAUCGCCCACCGCAUGGCCCGCGCCGGCUACGCCAGCGAGCUCGUGCAGGUCUACUGCGGCAUCCGCCGUGACCUGCUCGACGAGUGCCUCUCCGUCCUCGGCGUCGAGCGCCUCAGCAUCGACGAGGUCCAGCGCAUCGAAUGGAAGCACCUAAAUGACAAGAUGAAGAAGUGGGUGCACGGGGUCAAGACCGUCGUCCGCUCCCUGCUCACCGGCGAGCGCCGCCUCUGCGACCAGGUGCUCGCCGUCUCCGACGAGCUGCGCGACGAGUGCUUCGUCGAGUCCACCAAGGUCUGCAUUAUGCAGAUUCUCAACUUCGGGGAUGCCGUGGCCGUCUGCCCCCGGUCGCCCGAGAAGGUCUCCCGGAUUCUCGACAUGUACGAGGCGCUUGCCGAGGUGAUUCCUGAGCUCAAAGAACUCUUCUUUGGGACUCCUGGCGAUGAUGUGAUCUAUGAUUUGGAGGGGGUCCUUGGGAGGCUUGGGGACGCGGUAAAGGGCAACCUCCUUGAGUUUGGGAAGGUUCUGCAGCAGGAGUCGUCGAAACGGCCUAUGAUGGCCGGCGAGAUCCACCCAAUCACACGCUAUGUGAUGAACUAUCUUAGGCUGUUGGUCGUUUACAGUGAUACCCUUGACCAUCUCUUGGAUAACGAUGCUGCUGGAGAUACACAUGGAGGUGCUGAUGAGGAUGAGGAGUAUCUGCAGAGCUUGACCCCGCUUGGGCGUCGUCUGGUGAAGCUCAUGUCUUAUUUGGAGGCUAAUUUGGAGGAAAAAUCAAAGCUUUACGAGGACGGCGCACUGCAGUGUAUAUUUUCCAUGAACAAUACACUUUAUAUCGUCCAGAAGGUGAAGGAUUCCGAGCUUGGGAGGAUUUUGGGCGAUCAAUGGACACGGAGGCGCCGCGGGAAGAUUCGCCAAAAUUCCAAGAGCUACCUUAGGAUAUCAUGGACCAAGGUUUUGUCCUAUCUCAAGGAUGAUGGACAUAGCGGCGGGAGUGGAAACAGUCUUGGGAAUUCAACCUCCAGGAUCAAAGAGAAAUUUAAGAACUUCAACUUUUCCUUUGAUGAGACUUACAGGACUCAAACACUUUGGAAGGUACCGGAUCCUCAACUCCGCGAGGAACUCAAGAUAUCGAUAUCGGAAAACGUGAUUCCAGCAUAUCGGGCUUUUGUGGGGAGAUAUGGUAGUCUAGUGGAUAAUGGAAGGAGCUCAGGGAAAUACAUAAAGUACACUGCUGAGGACUUGGAGAAUCAACUGUCUGAUCUAUUCGAAGGGUCACUAGGUUCUGCCAACCACUCCAGGAGACGGUAGUAGCUUCAUUUGAUGGAAUUUGGUUACAGCUGGAGCAGCUUCUUAAACUACCUAAGCACGGAGGGAGCAUUGUGCGGUUAGGUCAGCUUGGUUCACCUGAUGUUGCAGUUUUGGUUUGCUUUGUGGAAUUGUAGAAAAAUGAAUAUACAGCCAAAGCAUGUGUCGAGACUCCAGGCCUCAUUCAUCAAUAGGAAGCAUUCUGAAGGAUGGCACACUAUAAGUAGCAACUAAUUUCAAGAACUAUACAUAUCUCCACUCUGGUGGCUCAGGGACUCAUGGUGCGUCAUUUCUUGAAGGGAGUGGAUGGAGAUGCUGUGUUUAUCUUCCCUUUCUUCAUGUUGUAUCCGUUGAUCUCUUCCUUGUGGGUUAGGUACUCAUACAUGACAUCUAGCUGGAGAUUCUCGAUUUUUUAGUGUAGCAGUUGUACCCUGGUGGGCUCACUGUAAUCAUGUUUCUGAGAACCGGUGAUGACUGGCAUAGUGGCAUUUAAAAGGAAUAAUCUUACUCAUGGUGAAGCUGGCUAUAAUCCAGCCAAGUCGAUUAA